Messenger RNA from Pelodiscus sinensis (Chinese soft-shelled turtle), 1690 nucleotides. RefSeq names its product PHD finger protein 6 (gene PHF6). Gene Ontology annotation, cellular component: nucleus. Lineage: Eukaryota; Metazoa; Chordata; Testudines; Trionychidae. The record is from RefSeq and is a predicted model, not a curated record. Gene Ontology annotation, molecular function: histone binding; histone deacetylase binding.
GGGACCAGUCCGCCGCGGCCGCGCCUCGCAGCUCUCGCGCGCCAAUCAGGCGCCGGUGGGCCCGACGUGACGUCCUGGCGCCCGCGCGUGCGUGCGUGCGGCGCAGCGUCCCCUGCCCCGAAUGAAAGGGAAGGUCCCAGCGAGCGAGCGGCUGUGAGCGCCCGGCGGCCCCCGAAGUCCGCGUUCCCCGGCGCCCCGCCCCCCGGUAUUUGUGAGGAUUGAAGUCUCAUUCGAAAGCCAUUUUAAAAAUCAUGACAAGCUCAGUUGGACAGAAAAAAGGGUCUUCAAGACAACGGAAGUGUGGUUUUUGUAGAUCUAAUAAAGAUAAUGAAUGUGGACAGUUGUUAAUGUCUGAAAACCAGAAGGUGGCAGCACAUCACAAAUGUAUGCUGUUUUCAUCUGCUUUGGUAUCUUCACACACUGAUAAUGAGAGUCUUGGUGGAUUUUCUAUUGAAGAUGUUCAAAAAGAAAUAAAAAGAGGCACUAAACUGAUGUGUUCUUUAUGCCAUUGUCCAGGAGCAACCAUUGGUUGUGAUGUGAAAACGUGUCACAAGACAUAUCACUACUACUGUGCAUUGCAUGAUAAAGCUCAGAUAAGAGAGAAACCCUCACAAGGCAUUUACAUGAUUUUAUGCCGAAAACACAAGAAAACUACACGUAACUCUGAAGCAGAUUUAGAAGAAGGCGUCAAUGAACAUGAAUUGGAGCCUUCACCUCCCAAAGGAAAAAAGAGGGGUCGUAAGGGAAAGCCAAGAAAAACAAAUCUCAAAGGGCAGUCAGAAGAUACUAGAUCUACAUCCUCACAUGGCACAGAUGAAAUAGAAAGCAGUUCCUAUAGAGACAGGUCUCCCCACAGAAGCAGUCCCAGUGAUACAAAACCUAAAUGUGGAUUCUGUCAUGCAGGUGAAGAAGAAAAUGAAGCUCGAGGAAAGCUUCAUAUAUUUAAUGCCAAAAAGGCAGCAGCACAUUAUAAGUGCAUGCUGUUCUCUUCUGGCACUGUCCAGCUAACAACAACAUCCAGGGCAGAGUUUGGUGAUUUUGAUAUUAAAACUGUACUUCAGGAGAUCAAGAGAGGGAAAAGAAUGAAAUGCACUCUUUGCAGUCAGCCUGGGGCUACUAUUGGAUGUGAAAUUAAAGCCUGUAUCAAAACUUACCAUUACCACUGUGGAGUACAAGAUAAAGCUAAAUACAUUGAGAAUAUGUCACGAGGAAUUUACAAACUCUAUUGUAAAAACCAUAGUGGAAAUGAUGAAAGGGAUGAAGAGGAUGAAGAAAGAGAAAGCAAAAGCCGUGGGAAAUCAGUCUCUGACCAUAGUAGCAUUCCUCAGCAGCAACUCAAUGGAAACUAGGUUCAAGGGACAAAGUUAGAGAACUGGGAAUGAAUAAGACAUCCAUAACUACUAAUUCUUUUUAAUUGUUUUCUAAGAUCAGGAAAGGGUUAGUAACUUUUUACAGCCCGAUUCUGUUAGAAAUUUCAUUGAACUGCCUGAAACGUUCAUGUGUGUGAGCCUUCAAUAAGUGGCAGAGUUUUACAUGUCAAUAUUAUGUAGUUUGUAGUCUGCAGCGUCUGGAAAAAAAUUGAAACACUAUAUAAAUGAUGUAAUAUGUACAAUGUCAAAAGAUAAGGCAGACAUUAAAAUGAAGUAAGCUUUAUAUUUCUGGACUGAAUAAAAAUCUAAGUUUGGAAUGU